AUGGUAGGCCUGGGCGCCGCACACUCUACAAUGAUGGACGAUGUUCACACUGCCCACAAGGCCGUCGCGACUCACUACAGCUUCCACCCCCGCAGCAUGUGCUUUUUUCUUCAUGAAAACGGUUUCUUGUCCGCACGUGAUCUUGCCAAUGGCGAUCUAAUCUGGAUGACAGACACCCACGGCACCGCAGUGGAUACGAAAUUCGACGCAACCCCAUCGAGCCAUACCAUCUUAAAUGAUCCCUUUGCCUUGCCAUUUAUUGUCAAGGGAAACCGUCUUUUCACACGAAUCCCAAAUCAUCACAAACAUAGCUCCCCAUCUUUCCAAUCAACGAAAGAUGGGAUGCCAAAUAUGCCAACAGAUGCGUCAUACAACGGUGAUGCAAAUCGUUCAAAAGGAGCGCCACGAUUGGAUAGCUAUUCAGAUGAGGAUGGCAUCGACGAAUAUUUCUUUAUGAAUAUCUCCACCCUUUUGCGUCGCUCCCCGAUAAUAGUGAAUGGGACGGAUAUCUACGUCACCACGUCCUUCACUAUUGCUGACAUAGAUAUUAACACCGGUGAUUACUUUUUAAUCUCAUCCUCGGACCCCAGAUUCGACAACAAGUUCGCUCACGGCUCGCAAGGAUUCUUCUCCAAGUUUGGGAACGGCAUCCCUUCGAAACGGCAUUCCACUCCGUCUGAAGACCAACCCACGAGGGACGGGGAGGCGGUUGGGAGGGGGAAAUUUAGGUACGUCCCUGCUAAUCCCCCACUCCCUCGCAACCCCUUCUUACCGAUGUUGCACAUGGUUCGCUAUAAUAUUCACAUCCACGCGUACAAGCUGGGCGCCUACAAGUGGUCCACCACCUUAACGCAAGUCCGAUUUACCGAACGCAGCCUUUCCCACAUUUCGGGGAGCCCUUCCGAGGAGCACAACCCGCGGUUUCUUUCGCAUAUGAUUCAGGAUCUUUUUCAGUCGGGCGACAGCCUCGAGAGAAAAUGUGGCGACACGCAGAUCCUGCAGAUGAAAGAAACCCCUCUGACGAACGAAAAACCGAUGCGCAUGGGCGAUGCUACGGAUAACCGAGGUGGCGCGAACCUAAGCGGCGAUUUUUUUCAACCCCUUCCGACCUCAUCGGCCGGAACCGGAAAGCUGCUCAGCCAAAUCGCCUUUCGGGAAGUCAACGCCACCCACGUUGCGCUGUGGAAUCGCCGGGGUCGGGUGGAUUCCUGGCAAGCCAAGAUCCUUUCCCAACCCACUCCCGACCUCGAUCACGUGAGGAUCGGAAGGGAAGGGGAGAGGGAGGGGUUGCCUGUAACUCUCUCCGCGGACCUCUCACCAAGGGUGGCGGCCCCUCCGAAGAUGGGGUAUCGCAUCGUCAGCGCGUACCUGUGGAUUCGUGGGCAACAUACGAUCCAUCGGACAACGUUGCUGCGAUCCUGCGAGCUGCCCGCGACUCCUCUCAGCCACCCUCGCGCAGCCCUGGGCCGCUCGUUGGAAUCUUAUCCCCGCCAGGGUCAUCUUCUCGGGGUUCGGCCUCAUCGAGAAGGGGGAAUCUCCUCCGAGGCCUACACGGUCUGGGGAGACGACGUCAACGCGGAAAUGGUCGAGGGCGAGGAUCUCGAGAACUACUACAACCACACGAUGGCGUGGUAUAAUGAGAUCUUCUUCCCGUCCGCCAAAAAUCAGCUCUCGGAGGCUUCCCGGAAGAUCUCAAAUGGGAUGGUGAUUUGGGUGACCUGGCGGAUCGUCGUGGCGCUUUCGUUUCACGUCGCGUGUUUCGCGUGUUCGAUCGGCUUCUUCUGCGCGGGCGUUCCACCACGCGGUCGGCUGCAGCGGGCGUGGGCGCAGGCCGAUCGGAAUCGCACCGCCGGGCCGAUUUCGCACCCCCCUUCGACGAGGUUAACCGCGCAGGACCUCGUGGCGUUGCCCUCCCUCGUCGACCCCGUAUGGAAAGAAAGCUCGUCGACGAGGAAUCCCUCGUUAGGGUCCUCCGCGAGGCUGCGGCUGCGGAAUCCGAUAGGCCUCCCUCGCUCACUGCACCCGUCGGAUAGCCUGAUGAGCGAUGAAAGCUCCUGCGGGGGUUCCUCCGCGGCGCGAAACGCCCCCCACGGCAGCUUCCCCGGUGAGAAUCCGAAAUCCCCGGAGAGGCAUGCGGGGCCGCUGUUGAGGCUGACCCCGCUCGCCUCCAGCACGCAAUCCGCGCGGGUGAUUGGGAAAUCGAAGAUCACGAAACAAAGCGAUAACCUCGACGGCUACGAGGAAGGGAAUACGAUCAGCAGUAGCAGCAGCGAUGACGGGUUGGCGGAUCUGCAGGUUUACCUCGAGCGCGCCCGCAUCCACACGCCCUCCCUCCGGACGACCUUAAGCCACUCCAUCACCGACUCCGCCGGGGGGAGUAUUCUGGAUCCUUUACAAACGGGUAACCGGGACGAGAACUCGUCGUCGUUGGAGGGGCGAUUAUUUCAAGAGCAUUUUAAUAUUCUGGAGAAGAUCGGCCACGGCGCGGAGGGCUCCGUCUUUCGCGUGGAGCAUCGCUGGACGCACACGUUAUACGCGAUCAAGGCGAUUCAGGUAGAUGCGCAGGGGCAGGAUCGGGUCGUGCGCGAGGCGGUGCUGCACAGCUCGUUUGAUCACCACAACGUCGUGCGCUUCUUUUUUUGCUGGAUCGAGGACGUCCCGCUCGCCAUCGCGAACGAGCUGCAGUUGCUGGAUCACGACGAUGGGAUGGAUACCAUCUCAAUCACGAACUCGGAUGAUCAAUCCGCGCAGAGCGCCCUUGAGGAUCCGGGCACCCCUCGUGGGGGACCGCAGCUCUCGCAGACCUAUCGAAUGCUUUUCAUCCAGAUGGAGUACUUCCCGCGCGGGACGUUGGCGGAUGUGCUGCGAUCCAGGUGCGGCUUCCGGCGGCUGGAUAACCUGCGCUACAUGAAAAAUAUCGCCGAGGGGCUUUCCUACCUGCACAACGCGCAGAACGUCGUCCAUCGGGAUCUCAAACCCACCAACAUCUUCGUCUCCAAGGAUGAGGUUCUGAAAAUUGGCGACUUCGGACUUGCCAUGCGGCGCGAUCCGGCCUCCAACGGGGCCGCGGGGUGCCCGACGGGCCUCUCCACCGGCGGAGUCGCCAUGAAUCACGAAAGGUCCAUCGCGGCCGGUAGCCCGCUCUACUGCAGCCCUGAACAGAUGCGUGGGGAUGCCGUGAACAAACCAUCGGAUCUUUUCUCCCUCGGCAUCAUCGCGGUAGAGAUGUACUCCUUGUUUAACACGCAGCACGAGCGCAUCCAAGUCCUAACCAAGGCCCGUCAAGGCAUCCUACCGGAUGAGCUCAUUGCGAAUUACCCGGAGGAGGCCAAGCUUUUCAUGGAGAUGCUCAAAGAGAGCCCUUCACAGCGGCCACCAAUACGGAAAGUCAUAAAAAUUCUUAAAAAAAUAUUGUAUGAUGCGGAAGAAGAAAGUGAUGGGUACGACCAGGACUUCAUCACCGCUGAUGUCUCUCUCGUCUACUUGAACUCCUUUGAACCUCAAAGCAGAGUCGUUGAAGCGUAG
Phytomonas sp. EM1 is the source of this 3525-nucleotide messenger RNA. Lineage: Eukaryota; Euglenozoa; Kinetoplastea; Trypanosomatida; Trypanosomatidae. The record is from the annotation of a GenBank genome assembly.